Molecule: messenger RNA, 2844 nt
Organism: Symbiodinium natans
Lineage: Eukaryota; Dinophyceae; Suessiales; Symbiodiniaceae
Source: the annotation of a GenBank genome assembly
AUGGAGGGCCGCACGCUAGCCGUGUUCCGGCCGGAAGGCUCCAAGGCCGUGGUGACUUUUGACCGAGUGAAGGCAUUCUACAUCUUGGGUUUGGUGGGCUUCCACCAGCAGCUGCUGAAUGCCCCGAGCCAUCGCGUGCAGUUGUCCCACUACGUGCCGUACCAGACUGUGGACCAUGGUGUGGAACUGAUGAUGGGAAUGAUGCUCAUCUCUGGCUGGCUGUCCUCGGCCACAUGGAAGGACGCCAGCUGGGGCGACCACAUGCGCAAGAAGGUGGCGCGCCUCAUCCCGCCCUACAUCGUGGCGGUGUUCUUCACAGCCCUGCCACUGGCCUUGCAAUGCACGAGCUGGCGGUGCGUAGUGCAGUAUGGCCUCGAGAUUCUAACCAUCGGUGGCUGGAACCCGCUUCUCUCGUGGUGGACCAUGAACCGCCCACUCUGGUUCCUGUCGACGCUGCUGACGUACCACUACGUGUCCCCGUUCUUCUUGAGAUGGAUGCGGAGGAGGAGUGUUCGACAGCUUCUCGUCCUGCUGGCCUCGUUGUACGUACUGCGCACGGCGAUUGCCUGCCUGGUGUUGCUGGCUUUGGAGGCGUGGACCGGAGACCUCCAGGCUUACGGGCGCAUCAUUCACCUGUGGAGCCCUACGCAGAUUUGGGUCCCCUUCAUGGGGGCACUUUUGGAGCAGAUCACCACGCGGACCACGCUGCCCGCCUGGCUUCGAAAGUGGCAGGUCUGGCUGCUGAGUGACUUCUUGAUCAUUGUCCUGCUUGGCUGCUCCCACUUUCUGCCGGCGACGGGGCUGCCCAUGGUCGAUGCGCUCAUCGCUUACAACAACCUCGUCACAGGACCCCUGCAGUUGGCCUUGGUGGUACUGGUGAGCUGCGACUGCAACUCCUUCAGGCUGCUCUUCAGCCUCACAGAGGGCAGCCGCAAGCUGGCGGCCUCCAUGCUGAAGCUCUCCUACACGAUCUACCUGACCCACUGGCCCUGGGCCAUCUGCAUGCACCUGGCUGGCCUUUUCAGCCUGGACUCCUGGAACUCCAUGCUGGCCACUUGGGGCACCUCCGUCCUCUUCGCCAUCUUCCUGGAUUUCGUCGUGGUGGAUCCCUUCACUGCGGCCUUCUGCGGCUGGAUCACUCCACCCAAGCCCCAGGGAAGUGCCAAGGAGAAGCCACAGAGCCAGGACGCCCAGAGCAAGACUGCCACGAAGGCCGCAGAGGACGACCUCGAGAGGGGCUCCGAAGAACCGGCUGCUGCGCCCAAGUCGGCUGCGCCUUCGGAGCGGAGUUCGCGGACCUCACGGAGCUCCCGGAGGGCCGAGACUUUGCCCUUCACAGCCUUCCGCUUCUCCCAGGCUACCUAUGCCUCUUACCUGCCUCAGAUCCUUGGGCAGACCGUGUACAGGCACCUGCAUGCCUGGGCCACGGUCGAGGCUUGGACCUUCCUGGAGCUGGGCCAGGAGACGCACAGGUCUCAGUGGUCAGGUGAGUGGUCCAGGCGGGCCCGGCCACAGCAGCAGGUGGAGGAGGAGACGGAGACGGAGGAGUUGGCGCAGAAGGAGCCAGCAAAGGACGAGGAGGAUGGGGAGGAGAGUUCUGACGACAGCCAGAAGGAGGAUGCAAAAGCUCCGUCGGAGGAAGACGCGGACGAGACCCUCCAGGACAAGGAGCAGCCGGAGGACGCGAAGGCGAAGGAGGCGAAGGAGGAGAAGGAGGACGAGUCGGAGCCCAAAGUGCAGGUGCGCGAGGAGGAGGAUGCAGAUCUGAAUCCACAGAGCCCUCAGGGUGUCGGCGGCCAAGAGGACUCCAAGGGCUCCAGCAAGGAGGACGACAAAGAGGACAGUGAAGCAGCGGGCGACAAGGAGGAGGACGAGGAGAAGAGUGCCCAAGACAUGAUGAAGCAGAGCGACAAAGAGUUGCUGAAGGAGCUCGUGGCGGCUGCCAAGUGGUCAUCGGCCCAAGCGGCCCGAGAGGAGGCAAAGGUGAACGUCACCCGAGCAAGUGCCGAGGAGGAGCCGAAGGCAUCGAAGCAGCGAAGGAAAGAUCGUGGGGACGAGCCUCCAAAGCAGGGGGACGAGGACUAUGUGCCGCCCCCGGACGAUGCACCCGAUCCGGAGAAGCUUGGAGUCAAUGUCUCCAAGGAGCUGGCGCGAGAGUCCGCGGACGAGGGCGAGGGCGAGGAUGCACGCAGCUCCGAGGAGAGUGCGUUGAAGAAGGUCCAGGAGGAGCUGCGUGAGGCGCGGCGAAGAGCAGCCGCGGCGGAGGCAGACUUGCAGACGGAGAAGGAGUGGCUGGCCAAAGCGCUGAACCAGAGCCAGGAAGGCCAUGUGCCCCGGGCUCGACGCAGUCACCGGCACCACGAUGAGGGCAAGACGGGCCAGACCCUCGCGGCUGAGGCGCGCGAGCUCGUGUCCAAGCCCUCUCAUCCCAGGCACCUCAAAGCCAGGGAACCUCAGGAGGACUCCGGGGAGGACGACGAGAACCAGGAGCCCAAGCAGGCAAGGCAAGAGAAGAGGGCCGCCAAGAAGGCCCAACAAGAGGACGAGGAGGAGGACUCCGGCAAUGAGGGCGACAGCUCCGGCGUUGCGGAGACGGACCGGGAUGCAAAGGAAGAUGAGGAGGAUCCCAGCUCCGAGGAUACCGGGGCCGACCUCAUAGAGACAGAGGAAAACGUGCCUCCGAAGCGGAAGUCCUCCCGGAAAGCUAGCGCGCGAGAGAAAGCCAGUCACCACCAGAAGCACAACAAGCACUCGAGUGCGAAGAAGCACAAAAAGGGCGGCUUCCACGUCUACGUCGAGGCCGAUGGUGCCCUCCUGGAGCAAGGAAGCCGCUCAGAGCACUGA